Molecule: messenger RNA, 8219 nt
Organism: Trichomycterus rosablanca
Lineage: Eukaryota; Metazoa; Chordata; Actinopteri; Siluriformes; Trichomycteridae
Gene: kdm6ba
Product: lysine (K)-specific demethylase 6B, a
Exons: 24
Coding region: 702-6623 (1973 amino acids)
Biological process (GO): regulation of gene expression; heart development
Cellular component (GO): MLL3/4 complex
Molecular function (GO): histone H3K27me2/H3K27me3 demethylase activity; RNA polymerase II cis-regulatory region sequence-specific DNA binding; chromatin DNA binding
Source: RefSeq, a predicted model, not a curated record
AGUGAUGUUUGUGUUCAUGUGUGUUAGUGUGAGCGUGCUCACAUCACCGAUCACGGCUCUUCUGUACCUGGUCGGAGUGCGUGUAUAGUUAGUAUUAGUAGCAGUACUGGAAGAUGGAUGUUGACUGAGUGUUGUGACUUUAAACCUGAUCAGAAUGUGCGCUGCGUGUCAGCAGGACGUUCACUCGGCGCGGGAGAAGAAACUGCGCAGUUGCAUUUUGAUUUUUACAAUGAGCAGAAGCCAGCCACCUCCCAGAUCAAACCUUCACCAAUUCUCAGUGGACGAAAAGACAGCAUGGUUAAAAUUUGGUUGGCCGACAUGAGAGCUGUUCUGGGUCAAAAGACGUGGCAGUCAUCCUGAAUAGUGCACCUGCUUCAAAAAUGAUAAUCAGCACAAGCAAUCACAAGCUGCGCUAUUACAAAGACUGAGGCUGGUGGAGGCUUUUAACCCAGUCAAGAUGGAGGAAGCAGAAUGGAGCAGCGGUCUUACAGGUCCAGGAAGGAGUCACUCCCAUGCAGGAAGAAGACACCAUUAAUAGAUUCACUGGAGUUUUUAAGAACAAGAUCUGACCAGCCUUAUUCAACAAGGACAAGUUCACUUGCAAAGUUUUCAGAAUCUGUGGUAGAGAAAUUCUCACUGUUGCUUUGUAGCCCUUCCUCUGCUGCUGUGGAGGGCUUUAUGCACACAGCUAGUGUGGCUGGAUGCAUCACACAGUGGAGCAGUUCGGUGCACGCAGCUCACGGGACCCUUUUCCUCUAGACGGUCUCAACCGGGGACCAUGGGCUACCGUGGGCAACCGUGCCUGGCCCCCUCCCUCAAGGUGCACACCCGGUGUCGGUCAACAGCAGUUUCUGCCCCAUCUCCCACCUAGUCACAUGCCAGGACUAAACCAUCCAAGUAAAUUUAACAGUGGUCCCAUGGCACGUGGAGGGGAUAAACUGGACCUUCCUCAGGCCUUGUUACCAGGGUUACAUAGGGAUCCUAGGAUGCCCCCAGCUCAUCCUAGACCCUGGGACCCACUUCGUCAACAUUUUGAGCCACUUCCGAGUGAUGAUCAUGUCCGCUUGCACAAAGGAUACAAUGCUGGCCCACCUGCACACCUUACUGCCCGUGCCAACCAGCUUUUAAAAUAUGGUCCCCCUCCAUUACAACCUGGAUCCAGACCCAUGCCUCCACUCCAAGACAUGUGGGAACACUCCCAACAGCAGCAGCAACCGCAACAUAGGGGUCCUUACUCUCAUGCUGGCCAACUAAAGCGCUCAGCACCCCUUCUGGGAGGGCAUUCGGUGAUUCAGCACACCCCUCUUUCCUUUACCAGGCCCAAUGAGGUCUGCCCCAGUCCAAGCAAGAGAAAGAGGAGUUCAGAAUCUGAUCAGAACAUGAUCAGUACCCAUUCAUUUCCUGAGCCUGUGGGAACAUCACUAUCCCUGCUUCAACAGCCUCAGCCCCCAUAUCACCUUCCCAAACAAGGAUUCUGGAACCCUUUGCAAAAAGAGGAUGCUAACUGGAACCCAGCAGAACGCAAGGCAGACCAAGCUGUUUUUCAGGACAUGCAGAGACCAGACAUAGCUGCUUACAACUACAAACAAUCUCCAUCCUCCAAACCUUCUUCCAUCUCUCCACCUUCUGCCACCCCUGGGGGUUAUGGACAAAGCAAAGGUCCUUCUCCUCAACACCUUAGGCCUUCUCAGUCACCACAUUCUCUGGGAUCCUCCCCUCACAACAACCACCUCCAGCAACCAACUUAUACCUUUACCAGUAACAAACCUUUAGCUCAAACUCAGGGGGAGCAACCGAUCAUUCCCUCCCACAAAGUGCAUGCUUCUAGAAUGAGGCCUUCAGACAGACAGGCAUCUCAUUCUCAAUCCUUGUCAAACUCAGCAAAGAGGGAAAACCCUGCUCCCACACCAGCACACCACACCACUGUGCCUUACAGCCACCCCAGAUUCCAGCCCCACCCAGGGCUGGUCCACAGUUCCAGUUCUUUUAACAGUGGGACCCAGGCACCACAAUGCACUGAUCAGAAGCCUUAUAGGAAUCAGAACAAACAUGGACUUCAUGCUACAGAGUCGGGUCCCUAUAACCUAUUGAUGGAUUCUCAGGUGGCCACUUCCUCUCUACAGCAACAGCAGAAUAAAUCUAGGGAGAUUGAAAAUACAGGCAUUUCUCAGGCUCGGGCCCCAGUCAUCACGCCCAACAUGCCAUCUGUGCAGACUUCAGUUCCUCCUUGUUCUCUGGGUCUAUUUAGUAGUGUGGAUACUGUCUCAGCACCAUCUGCUAAUGAGUCUGGAGCUACCACUGUGAACAGCUGGAGGACUCUAGACCCUUCAGUGCUAAUAUCAAACCCUGAUCCAGUUCCACCUACACAGGGUCUCCAACACCAAGAUUAUCAGAGAGCGCAGACUCUCACCGCAGCCCAUGCCAGUGACCACCGGGAGGACAAAAUUCAGCGCCAAGCUGCCCUUCCUACCCAACAAAGUCAGGGCAGCACCCAGUAUAUUCCAAAAGUAUCCUUAGCUUCUCCCUCCCUCAGCUCAGGGUUUCAAGGAUCAGGAAAUGGUGUCAUCGCCAGCAAGGCCUCAGACAACCUUCUGCAGGCUGCUAGUUCACCUCUUCACUACUCACAUCCUACAUUGUCCAUCACUGUGAACACAGUCCCUCAGCCAAAGUCUGAUCCAUUGCAUCAUCAGACAGAGCCAGCAUUAUCUCAGGUGCCACCUGUUCAGAUGUAUAAAACACCAUGCCAGCAACCUACCAUCUCUAGUCCUGUGUCAAUUGAGGAUGCACUUAAAAAGCUUGACGCUGAGCUGCAGAACCACUUAAGAGCUGAAGAGAGAAGAGAACAGGAAGAGGAAAUUAAACAGAAUAGGAAGAGUGAUAAAGUAGGAGUAAAUGUACAUGAUGAUUCUGCAACUAAGAAUCUGAAGUGCUUGAUGUCAAAUAAUGCACUUGAUCCACCUCCUCCAUGCCUGUCUCCAGCCGUUGCACCCUCCACGGUCUUGGCCCCAAGCCAAACAUCGUCUCAUUUUCCAUGGCUGUGCCGAGGCGGUGUGGCUGCACGUCCAUUAUUGCCUGGUGCUUCUCCCCUAGAACGGUCUCACCCACCUCCUCUCACCCCCCAGACAGACUAUGCUCGUGAAAAACAGAGGCAAAGAGAGCAAUGGAACAAUGGUGCUUCACUCAGCCCCCUUUCUGAGAAUACCUCAGGGAUUACUUCACCUACAAAGUCCUUUAAACCUGUCCCAACAGACCCUUUAAUUAAAACAGGACAACCAACAACACUCUGUCAAUCUAAAGACUCUACUUUGGAAAAGCACCUUGAGUUUAAUGCAUCAGAUGCUACUCCCAACCCUUCAAACUUGCGAGAACCCCCAAAACUGUACCAGGCUUUUGUACCCAGGGACACUCUGCCAACAACUUGUGUAGCAGGCACAGAUUCACCAAAUACCCACUAUGCAUUACCCAGUGCUGGGCUAGGAAGUCUUGGCAGUAGUGGCAGUAGCUGCAGUGAGGAUUCAGAUGGUGCCCAAUUUGAAGAGGAACCAUCUGAGCUCUUACCUGAUGGCUUGGCAAACAUCAUGAAAAUGUUAGAUGAGUCCAUUAAGAAAGAAGAAGAACUCUAUUCUGCUGAAGGUAUUGUGCAAAAUGACCAAGAAAGUCAAUUUUCUAUUAAUGUAGCACCCACAAAGGGUAGCUAUCUGUGUGCCCCAGAUCUUAUGCCUGCCCUAAAGCAGCCAGCUGCAGAAGAUUAUAUAAUAGACACCCAUGCUAGCCCUCCUGUCCUUAGUCGUCAGGGCUCUUUGGCAUCCCCUUGCAGUCGUACAUCUUCACUUGAGGAAGAGGAAGAGACGCUUAAGAUCAUUCCAAAACCUGAUGAUAAUAUUGACAAUAAAUCUCAAGAUUGUGGUUUUGGCAUCACAGGUAACAGUUAUCGUCAUAGUGACCUGGCAAAACUAUAUGGACUUUCAGAUGCAGUAAAGAGUGAGUGUGAGGAAGAUGAAGAAAAUGAGGAAGAGGCAGAACAGGAAAACGAGACACCUUCAUGUUCCCCACCACCUACAAGGCCACACCUGCAUCAGACCGGAGUUAACAGCAUGUUUAAAAAUCUGGCCACUGUGCUAGAGGGCCAGAAGUAUGCUUACCGCGGAGGGCCAUUUGGUCGGCCACCUCCCUCGGCCCUGGUAGGAGUUAAGUACUCUUCCUCACUUUCUUUGGGCCCAGAUAUCUGCAACCAACAGAGCACUUCUCCUACUUCAGAUUUUAUAAAUCACCCAGGCUUUAGUAAUGCAGGGCAACCCACAACAAACACUACCUCUGAACAAUCUGAACCUUUCUCACCAUCAAGAUGGGAGUCUGAAAGAAACGAUAUGCUUUUACUGAGCCAGUUAAACCUCUCUGGACAUGAUGAGGAAGAACAGAGUAAGAAGGAGUCCAUACUUAAAGGAAAUUCUGGUAGUUUAAAGGACAAACUCACAACAAUCUCAGAAUCAUCGCUUGCAGAGUUAGGUCAUAGUUGUGAUGUCAUUCUAAACAGACACAACCCACAGUCAGAAUCAUCCACAGCAUAUAAAAAGUCUGGGAAACUGAAGAUCUGCACAUCUGAAAAAGAAAGGGAACAAUACCAUGACCCAGAGAGGAAACACAAACACGCUAGCAAAAAGCAGGAAGAACGGAAAGAGAGACGGAAAAAACACAGAGAAAAACGAGAAGAAAGAUCCCACUCUUCGUCCUCCUCCUCGUCUUCAGGCUUUAACCGAAGGCACAAGGAAGGUAAAUCACAUAGGGAGAAAUGGAGCAACAUAGAGUUUCAAAAAGAGCGAGUAGUAGAGAAAAAGAAAAAGAAAGAAGAAGGAAGUGAAAGGGAGGAAUGGGUGUCUCGAAACAAGGAGAAAAGUAUAAAGUCUGAUCAUUCAUCUUUACCUGCAAUUGGUACAGCAGACUUUCAGAAAUUAAAGGCUCUAACAGAUGGGCCUCCCAAAGAGCUAAAGAUUCGCCUGAUUAAAGUCGAAAGUGGAGAUCGAGAAACCUUUAUCGCCUCAGAAGUGGAGGAGAAAAGAAUUCCACUGGAGGAGAUUUCCAUUAAGAAUACAGCCUGUGAAAUCAUCAGAGCUUGCAAGAGUGCCCGUAUCAAAGGAAAGUUUAAGGAGUCCUAUUUGCUCCCUGCCUUCUCUGUGAAACCAGUUAUGACCAUGCCAAUUCCUCGGGAAAAGCUUAACCCUCCAACACCCAGCAUCUAUCUGGAAAGCAAGAGAGAUGCAUUGUCGCCUGUACUGCUUCAGUUCUGUACAGACCCCAAGAAUCCAAUUACUGUCAUCAGAGGACUGGCGGGCUCUCUUAGACUGAAUUUGGGUCUCUUCUCCACAAAAUCUCUGGUGGAUGCAAAUGGAGAACAUGCGGUGGAGGUGAGAACUCAGGUGCAGCAGCCAGCUGAUGAAAACUGGGAUGCCACUGGUACUGGGCAAAUCUGGCCCUGUGAAAGCAGUCGAUCACACACCACCAUAUCAAAAUAUGCCCAGUACCAGGCAUCCAGCUUUCAGGAAAGUCUACAGGACGAGAAAAUUAGUGAUGAUGAUUCUGAUGAUGAUAAGAAGGCUGUCUCUAAUUCUGAGAGUACAAGCAACUCUACUUUAGGCUGCAGCUCAGAACAAAAGUCUGUGGGAAAAAUAAUUAAAUUUGGUACCAACAUUGACCUCUCUGAUCCCAAGAGAUGGAAGUCUCAGCUACAGGAGCUGCAAAAGUUGCCAGCCUUCAUGCGUGUGUCCUCAAGUGGCAAUAUGCUCAGUCAUGUAGGUCACACCAUCCUGGGCAUGAAUUCUGUACAGCUCUACAUGAAGGUCCCUGGCAGUCGAACACCAGGUCACCAGGAAAAUAACAAUUUCUGCUCAGUAAACAUCAACAUUGGUCCUGGAGACUGUGAGUGGUUUGCUGUCCAUGACAACUACUGGGAGUCAAUUAGCAAUUUCUGUGAAAAACAUGGAGUGGACUAUUUAACUGGAUCAUGGUGGCCGGUGUUGGAGGAUCUGUACCGUUCCAACAUCCCAGUGUACCGCUUUAUCCAGAGACCUGGUGACCUCGUGUGGAUUAAUGCAGGCACUGUGCACUGGGUCCAGGCUGUGGGUUGGUGCAAUAACAUUGCGUGGAAUGUUGGACCCUUGCAUGGCUAUCAGUACCAGCUGGCUUUGGAAAGGUUUGAAUGGAAUGAAGUGAAGAAGGUGAAGUCCAUCGUUCCUAUGAUUCAUGUUUCCUGGAAUGUGGCCUGCACAGUUAAAGUUACUGACCCUGACACUUACAAGAUGAUUAAACACUGUCUUCUGCAGUCGCUGAAGCACAGUCAGAUUCUAAGAGACCAGCUAGUGGCUGCAGGAAAGAAGAUCUCAUACCAGAGCAGAGUAAAGGAUGAGCCCGCCUACUAUUGCAAUGAAUGUGAUGUGGAAGUGUUUAACCUGCUGUUUGUGACAAGUGAGAAUGGCAGUAAGAAGAUGUAUGUGGUGCACUGUGAGGACUGUGCCAGGCAACGCAAUCCCAGUCUCUCCAAUGUAGUGGUGCUAGAACAAUACAGUAUAGAGGACCUGAUGAACACUUAUGACUCCUUCAGCCUGGCCUCAAGUCACAGCUCUCAAUGAACCCAACUCUGCCAUCCAUCCCCAGCCAUAACCAAAACUCCUCCUUAACAGGAGCAAUAGUUUAUUUUAGUCAAAUGUUAAGUUUUAUUUUCCUAUAUUUGCAGUUUUAAGUAUUACUUCUGCAAAUACUAGUUGGACAACCAAUCAUAAGCCAGUUUACACAUUGUUGUUUACAUACCGAUAAGCCAGUAAGACAGCAGCCUCUGAUCGGUUUUGAGGGACUUGCAACCAAACACAGUUUUGCUGUUAAGUGUGACAGCAUCAUGUUGGCUUUGGAUUUUCUUGUUUUUGGGUUCUCUUUCUGUAUUGAUAACUAAAAUAUGUAAAUGCUGUUUAUAUUUUUCAUGAGUGCUUUUUUUUUAAAUUAAUUUAUUUUACACUAGAGCAGCCUAGAUGUAUACCACAUUGGCCUUUUGACUUGUAUUUAGUAAAGAUAUAAAUGAAUAAUACUAAUAAUAGAUAUAUGAGCAUUUUUCUAAAGCAUUAAGAAUAAAGGAAAUAACAAUUGUUUGGAAUAGUUUAAAACAUACGGGUUUAAAAACUUUUUUAAUUUAGAUACUGUCUGAGAAGAUUGUGUUAUUAAUGUCAUUUAAUUCUUUUGAAAGUAAUUCAUUGUUUUUAAUGAGAGAAUUUGAAGAUUACAUCAGGUCUUUUUUUAACUUCAUAUUUGCGAGAUUACAGUUUGUCAUCACUUUUAGUGAAAUAUGUUACCUCUAAUUUUGCUUAUGUACACAGAUUUAUUCACUUGAUUUUUUUAUUGUACAUUACUUAUUUAACUUUUCACUUCUAUUUAUUGGCUAUAAAUGUUCUUUUUUAGGAUUGUCAGAGAGUUUCAGUGGUGCUUAGCUCCUUAAACUGGCUUCAUGGGUUGUGCAUUACAUAUGUAGACACCCUGUUGGAAGACUUUAAAAGGACUACUUUGAAGACCUUCACUCUGCUUUUCUGUAGAUUGUAGAAUCCAGAACAGUUGUAGUUUGGUUUGAAAAAAAAGUAGCCUUUUGUUUUCAUAUACAAAGGGCAUUAUUUAGGUAAUGUUCACCGCAAAAUUAGAUGCAAAUGGGAAUAAAUUCAAAGCUGUUUCUAAUGUAUUUAAACAUUUAAUGGUGCUUGAGUUUUAUAUGUUAUAAAUGGGAGAAGACCGCAAUGUCAACCAUAAGGCAGAAUCUCUGAUUAUACUAAAUCUAACUGCAGUUGGUUUACAAACCAAAUAAUGAGGGUUUUUAUUUUUAUUUUGUUUGACAUGGAACUGUAAAUAUUGUGGCAUUUUGCUGGAAUGAGUGUGAAUCGAAUUAUCAAUUUGUUUGAUAAACUGUAAUUUCUUUUUAAUUUUGUCUUGAGCUUGAAUAUAAUGAAAUUGUUGGUUACGAUUAUGAUUCAGAAGGUGCUGUUCACUUUGAACUACUCUCUUUCAGUUUUGUUUCUAUAGAAAGAAAUCUAUUUUCGUGUUGCAAUAUAUCCUCUUCUUUUUGUGGUCAUUUAUUUAAAAUUCUGCACUGUUUUAGAGUUCACACAGAAAGCAAACUGAGCCAGACAUGUCUUAAACACUUUGUGGAUUUGUGUGACAUUACUAUGAUUAUUAUUAAAUGCUUUUGAUAA